AAGAUGGACAAGUUAGCCUUCUGCUUAUCUGUUCAUGGACUGAAGAAUAAGCUCUAUGAAUAUUUAUAGCGCAAUGGUCAACGUUGCUCUAUUAUUGUUUUGUCCAUAUAAGCUCUGGAACAGUGGUGAGUCAUAUAAUUUCCUUUCAGUCUUGCUUCUUUCCAAGGCUCUCUGUAACUCUAUCGCUAGCACCAUCUAAGCUUCCUCGAAAAAUCUUGCCUUUUUCCCACAUAUGAACGAUGUCCUUUGCAAAUAUCAAGAUGAAAAUGUGGAUGUUUAGUAACUGAUCUUCCCCUUCCAACCCCUCAAUCUUUUUUCUCUCAUACGUAAUGGAAGUUAUGACAUACACCAUCAACGGAAAACAGAGCAACAAAGCAGGUUUCCAAAUCUUCACUCUCCAAAAAUUAUCAUUUUGGUUCGCUCCCACAACUCGUCCCCCCGGUUUUCGUCUUCUGCUCCGGAAUUAAUAUCAAUAGAAGAUCUGUGACUAUGGUUUACUGCUCUUAUAAUUCGGUCUCUUCAUCUGGGUCUGAUGUCUCGAGGCUGUUCGAUCCAACUUCGCAUAAAAUUGUUGACUCUAAUGGGGUUUCGCAGAGUAGGGUGGUGUCACCGAAUUCGUUGGUCUUGAAUAGUCAGAAGGGGCAUCCAAUUAAUUCCCCUAUGAAGAUAGGAAAGAAAGAGGCAUCGGAGGCAAAAGCUUUGGCUGCUAUGAAGAACCACAGUGAAGCAGAGAGAAGAAGAAGGGAGAGAAUAAAUGGUCAUCUCGAUGCACUUCGUGGUCUUGUGCCCAGCAAUGUGAAGAUGGAUAAAGCAACGUUAUUGGGUGAAGUUAUCAACCAAGUUAAGUUACUGAAGAAGAAUGCAAUGGAAGCAAGCAGAGGUUUUCUCAUCCCAAUGGAUGAUGAUGAAGUUAAAGUUGAACCAUACAACGAUGAAGGAAGAGGAGGAUCAAUGUUUUACAUGGCAUCUAUAUGUUGUGAUUACCGGCCGGAGCUACUAUCUGACCUAAGACAAGCUCUUGAUGGGCUUCAACUGCAAUUAAUGAGGGCAGAAAUAUCAACUUUGGGAGGAAGGGUGAAGAAUGUAUUUUUCUUUAGGUGCUGCAAAACAGAACAUAUUAAUAUUGGGGCAUGCCAACUUGUUCCAAGUACUGUCCACCAGGUACUAAGUUCUGUACUGGAGAAGGCUUCUAGCUCACUGGAACACUCCUUGGGAAUGUCACUUCGAAGUAAGCGUAGAAGACUUUGCUUCAUUGAAACAUCAACUUCCUCAUGAACUGUACAUAAAAAUAAUACUUAUUUCUCUUCUUUUUCUUGGCUAUGGGGGAAGUUGGAUUCUUCUCCGUUUGUUGUUUUUGGCUCUGAAGGAAAAAUAUAACGUUAGAAUCAUGUGGAAUGUGCUGCUCAUGCUGCUUAUGGUCUCCUCUUUCCAUUUGAUCUCUGGCAGUGAAAAUGUGUACUGGUUGGAACAUUAAAUCUAAUCUGCACUGGAAGUCUUGGUUUCCUGUCUUAUACAUGGAAUGGAUCCUGAGUAGUGGAUCAUUGUCAGCAUUAAUAACUAAUGGGAAUUAUUAUUUGUUUUGUAAGUUAUUUGUGUGAGAAAUAUGCGUGAAUGUAUUUGCACAUUACUUACAGUUUAAAGCUUGAAGAAAUUGAAUUUGCACGUCCUUAAGCCGCUUAA
Neltuma alba is the source of this 1680-nucleotide messenger RNA. RefSeq names its product putative transcription factor bHLH107. The transcript is spliced from 2 exons. Gene Ontology annotation, biological process: regulation of DNA-templated transcription. The record is from RefSeq and is a predicted model, not a curated record. Gene Ontology annotation, molecular function: DNA-binding transcription factor activity; protein dimerization activity. The coding region runs from base 490 to 1275 and encodes 261 amino acids. NCBI's taxonomy places the organism in Eukaryota, Viridiplantae, Streptophyta, Magnoliopsida, Fabales, Fabaceae.